AAGACAUUUGCACACUCAUCACAUCUUCAGAGUCACCAGAGAACACACACGGGCGAGAAGCCGUUCCUGUGCUCUGUGUGCGGGAAGACAUUUGCACACUCAUCACAUCUUCAGAGUCACCAGAGAACACACAAGGGCGAGAAGCCGUUCCUGUGCUCUGUGUGCGGGAAGACAUUUGCACACUCAUCACAUCUUCAGAGUCACCAGAGAACACACACGGGCGAGAAGCCGUUCCUGUGUUCUGUGUGUGGGAAGACAUUUGCACAGUCAUCACAUCUUCAGAGUCAUCAGAGAACACACACGGGCGAGAAGCCAUUCGUGUGCCCUGUGUGUGGGAAGACAUUUUCAAAGUCAUCAAAUCUUCAUAGUCAUCAGAGAACACACACGGGCGAGAAGCCAUUUCUGUGCCCUGUGUGUGGGAAGACAUUUGCAGACUCAUCAACCAGGAACAGACACCAGAGAACACACACGGGCGAGAAGCCGUUCCUGUGCUCUGUGUGCGGGAAGACAUUUGCACACUCAUCACAUCUUCAGAGUCACCAGAGAACACACACGGGCGAGAAGCCGUUCCUGUGUUCUGUGUGUGGGAAGACAUUUGCACAGUCAUCACAUCUUCAGAGUCAUCAGAGAACACACACGGGCGAGAAGCCAUUCGUGUGCCCUGUGUGUGGGAAGACAUUUUCAAAGUCAUCAAAUCUUCAUAGUCAUCAGAGAACACACACGGGCGAGAAGCCAUUCCUGUGCCCUGUGUGUGGGAAGACAUUUUCCAAGUCAUCAAAUCUUCAUAGUCAUCAGAGAACACACACGGGCGAGAAGAAGCCAUUCAAUUGCUCUGUGUGUGGGAAGUCCUUUUCAUGGCCAUCACAUCUUCAGAGACACCAGAGAACACACACGGGCGAGAAGCCGUUCCUGUGCUCUGUGUGCGGGAAGACAUUUGCACACUCAUCACAUCUUCAGAGUCACCAGAGAACACACACGGGCGAGAAGCCGUUCCUGUGCUCUGUGUGCGGGAAGACAUUUGCACACUCAUCACAUCUUCAGAGUCACCAGAGAACACACAAGGGCGAGAAGCCGUUCUUGUGCUCUGUGUGCGGGAAGACAUUUGCACACUCAUCACAUCUUCAGAGUCACCAGAGAACACACACGGGCGAGAAGCCGUUCCUGUGUUCUGUGUGUGGGAAGACAUUUGCACAGUCAUCACAUCUUCAGAGUCAUCAGAGAACACACACGGGCGAGAAGCCAUUCGUGUGCCCUGUGUGUGGGAAGACAUUUUCAAAGUCAUCAAAUCUUCAUAGUCAUCAGAGAACACACACGGGCGAGAAG
Messenger RNA from Lethenteron reissneri (Far Eastern brook lamprey), 1323 nucleotides. Its product is annotated as zinc finger protein 658B-like. The record is from RefSeq and is a predicted model, not a curated record. Gene Ontology annotation, molecular function: DNA-binding transcription factor activity, RNA polymerase II-specific; RNA polymerase II cis-regulatory region sequence-specific DNA binding. Lineage: Eukaryota; Metazoa; Chordata; Hyperoartia; Petromyzontiformes; Petromyzontidae. Gene Ontology annotation, biological process: regulation of transcription by RNA polymerase II.